Molecule: messenger RNA, 1758 nt
Organism: Rhineura floridana
Lineage: Eukaryota; Metazoa; Chordata; Lepidosauria; Squamata; Rhineuridae
Gene: DXO
Product: decapping exoribonuclease
Exons: 7
Coding region: 243-1568 (441 amino acids)
Biological process (GO): NAD-cap decapping; nuclear-transcribed mRNA catabolic process
Cellular component (GO): cytosol; nucleus
Molecular function (GO): mRNA 5'-diphosphatase activity
Source: RefSeq, a predicted model, not a curated record
AUGGGGAAUUGAGAGAUAUUAUCCUAUUGUCUAAAGAGGGCAGAAGGCGGGCUGCGAUCGCCAUCUUCUGGCCAUACUGUGACUUGUACAACACCUGGGGGGGGGAACUGGCAAGGGGAAGGGCGGUGGCUUCCCCCGCCACUGGCUUCCAGUGAUGACGUCAUCCCCACGCAGCCUUAGACCUAAGAAACGAAAGAAGGCAUUGUUUUGAUCAAGAUGUCGGGCGCUGCAGUCGUGAUUUGAUGGUGACACAAAGGAGACGUGCACCCACUACGCAGUUCCAAGGGUCCCCCCUCCCCACUCUUCGUUGCGCGAAUUAUUGGUGCCCUGCGACGACGUCACAGAAGUCGCUAAUGAAGCCCGCUAUCGACCCCAGGACUCGUGACCGAGAGGAUGAGGAGGACGUCCCUAAAGACGGCAGUGCCAAGCGCCAGCGGAGCGAUGCAAAGGCACCCCUUACCUUGCCCAUCACCCCAUCUUGGUAUGACGCCCCUUUCCCCUUUUACCGCCGGCCAGCUGAACUGGGACACUUUUCCCUAGAUGCCCAGCGCUGUUACCACGGGGAUGCUCGCCAGCUGCGCUACUAUGCCCCACCCCCCACGGAGGGCCCCUCCCCGGGAUUUGACCUGCGCGACGGCUACCCCGACCGCUACGUGCAGCGGGAUGAGAGCGUCCGCGAGGGACUGGAGCAUUUGCUGAAAUGGAUUGCUCAGAACCGGAAGCAGCUACAGACGGAGGACAAAGGGCGGCCGCUGAACGCCGACUUUGUGACGUGGCGGGGGCAUCUCACUAAAGUGCUGACCACGCCCUACGAAACUCAGGAUGGGUGGCUGCUGGCCGUCAGCCUCUUCCACGGGACCCUGUACAUCAACGAAGUUGAGACGGAGGCUGCCCGGAGGCAGCGGGAACAGCGCUCGGAGUUGCUGAAGGAACUCUCGUACAUGGGCUACAAGUUUGAGCAGUACAUGUGUGCCGUUACCCCAGACGGGACGCCUGAUCCAACUGGGAUGGUGAACACAAAUGAAGGUUUCUGCACAGUGAUCCGGACCCGUCUGGGAACCCACUCACUCCUGUUCUCGGGGGAGGUGGAUUGUACUGACCCUCGGAGCCCCUGGGCAGACCCACCAAGCUGUUAUGUCGAGCUGAAGACCAGCAAAGUCAUGCACAGCCCUGCUCAGAGGAAGAGUUUUUAUAGGCACAAGAUGAUCAAGUGGUGGGCUCAAUCCUUUCUGCCUGGAGUGUCUCGCAUUGUGGCCGGAUACCGGGGCCCAGAUGGCUCCAUCGUGGGACUGGAGACUUUUGAGACGAUGAAGAUAUUCCAGCUCAUUAGGGAGGACCCAAGCUGCUGGAAGCCAGCCGUGUGCAUGAAUUUUUGUGCGGCGUUCCUCGGCUUUGUGAAGAAAGUGGUGACCGAAGACAAUCCAAAGUUAGUCCACCUCUUUGCCUGGAACCCAGGCCACCCCGUUUCCUUCACGGUGCAUCGGGACUCUGAGCACACCUUCCUGCCUGACUGGUACGUGGAGGCUUUCAGCACCGAGAAACCCCCGACUCCACGCAUCCCAGACUGACGAGCUAGAGGUGGGGGCAGAGAGAGACAAGCUGGUUUUUGUGUCUAGGGUGGGAUGGGGCCAGGAGACGCAGGGUGGGUAAUUAAACAAAACAAAGCAAGCAUGAGGCGGCUGGUACCUGGUGCUCAGAAGGGGGGGACCCCCGUCACAAUGAAGGAACAGGGCAAUAAAGUAUUGUUGUAAACAAAAA